GAGGGAGUGAAGCGUCAUCCAGCAGGUGAGGCAUCCUCGCAGCAGUGAAGGAUAAAGCCGGACCUCACAAAGAGAUCUAUCCUACAAUGGCAUCAUCUAGUGGUCAUGGGAAUCGAUUCCUGAGACGAGCUGCAGUACUUAUGGAGAUUUUCAUUAACAGGUGAAAGUUCCAUGAUGUUCAUAACUAUCCAUUGGAUACAUAUCAGAUGGGGCUACAUGAAUAACUGGAUAAAUGUCGCUGAAUGUCUUAAGGGAGACUGAAUUCUAUACAUGUCCAAUGUGGAUGAAGAUUGCAAGUCGCGACUGAGAACAGACAUAUUUCAGGAGGGAAAAUUUGGCAAAGGUAGCCGAGAUCUUAUGUGUUGCACAGUACCAAAGAUGUGUCCAUCUUCAACUGGGGAAUCGGCUGAAAGCCAGGAAUGCAGGGCGAUGCAGUGCAAAGAGGUUCCCUGGUACACCAGCAAGAAGGCCAACAAGACGUUCCACCGUAUAUGUACUAGGGAGGAGGAUUUCAACCAGGCCACAAGCACCCUUUUCACCGCCCUCAGACAGAGGGGUUACUGCAAACGUAAAUUAAGACACAUUAAGUCAGAUUUUCUAAAAAGCAAACAAGCGCCCAGACCUAGGCUGGGGACGACAUUGAACUUGCCACUAAUAACAAGAUAUGGCAACAUGGCUGUCCAGGCUCACAAAAUAGUCAAGGGCCGGUUUGAACAAUUCCAAAGGGGAUUUGCCACACUAAAGGGGUACAAGGUAAUGUCAGCAUACAAAAAUCUGAAGGACAUCCUGGUCAGUACAAGUCUACACACAGCCACAGACUGUGGGCAGAGAUGGUGUGGAGCCUGCACCCACUUAGUAAUAGAAAAAAUAUACAGAACAGUGUAACAGGGAAGAGAGGCCAGACAGCGCAGAGGAUAACCUGUGAGCAAAAGAAUGUGGUGUAUGCAAUUAGUUGUAAAGAGUGCAACUUACUGUACAUAGGCGAAACUGGUAACAGCAUCAGAGUCAGACUGACAGGACACCUCAGCAACAUCACAAGGGGGGACCAAUCCAUACCCAUUAGCAGACACUUCCAGCAACAUGGGAUCCAGUCCCUAGAGAUCAUGGGCCUGGAAACAAACAUAAAUUGGACAAUAGGGAGACGGAAGAGAGCAGAGAGGCGAUGGUUUGAAGUGCUACAGACGAAAGAGCCCAAUGGCCUAAACCUUGCAUAAACUCAAACCUAGGGUGGAUCCUGACUGAUCAAGAAGGAACUGCAGAUGCUGGAAAAUCGAAGGUACACAAAAAUGCUGGAGAAACUCCGCGGGUGCAGCAGCAUCUAUGGAGGGAAGGAGAUGGGCAACGUUUCGGACCGAAACCCUUCAGAUGUUUCACUUGAUCGACAGAUGGAAUCCCAUUGGGUUUUAAUGCCCUUUAUCCCCUGGAACUGCCAACAUUUGGUUUCAAGAGGAGGGACACAAUUGUUUUGAAAUUUUUAAUUUGAUAUGUACUUGUUUUUCUUUUUGUAUUGCACCUUCAAUAAAAGUUUGUGUUAAAGUGCAGAUAAAA
This is a messenger RNA of Leucoraja erinaceus (little skate), 1548 nucleotides long. RefSeq lists its product as uncharacterized. Lineage: Eukaryota; Metazoa; Chordata; Chondrichthyes; Rajiformes; Rajidae. The transcript is spliced from 7 exons. The record is from RefSeq and is a predicted model, not a curated record. Bases 271 to 885 code for a protein of 204 amino acids.